CUGAAGUAACCCAGAUAAUGUACACGGCUAACACUCUUGCAUGACUGUGGGGACAGGAAACAUCUGUUCAACUGAGACCAGUAUCUACCAUGGAGCUGAUAACAUGGGUGUUGUUGGGCCUGUUUCUCCUAAUCUCGGGACUGCUCUUAUCCAACAGAAACCCCAAAGAUGAUCGUUUACCUCCUGGCCCCCGGGGGCUACCCUUCAUCGGCUGCCCAUGGGCACUGCUCAGUGAGUUCAACGUCCUUUUCACUAAGUUUGCGGACAAAUGGGGCGACGUGGUUAGCGUAAACAUUCUUGGGGAGACGAUCGUGGUUCUCAGUUCUCCUGGGGUUGUUAGGGAAGCUUUUUCAUCUCAGGCCUUUGGGGAGACGUUUUCCGGACGGGGACCGGCCCCUAGCAUAAAUGACCACGUAGACAAGAUGUCGAGCUUUCUGCAACCCGGACCCACGUGGUCCAAACUGAGGAAAAUAUUGCAUAAAGUAUUGAACCGGCAUGGCGAGAGCCUGCUGGAGACGGAGAAGACGAUCCAAGAGGAGUUAACUCAUGUCAUGAAGGCUUUGGAGAAAGCGGGGCAGCCAGUGAACAUGGACCGAGUUAUCUACUCUUCUUUGUUAAAUAUAAUAACAAUACUGUUGAAGGGCCAACGUUAUGACUAUGACUCUCCCGUUCUGUCAAAUGCCCGCGUUCUGGAUGAAACCGCUGCCCAGACCUGCUCCCCAUCGGUCACACUCCUCUUUCACCUAUUUCCCUUCCUCAAGAUGCUGGACGUCGGCCCGGGCAGACUUGUGCGGGAAAACCAGCGAGCGGAACGACAGUUUGUCCUUGACUAUUUCGAAGAGCCCAAGGCCAGUUAUAACCCUGACGUCACCAGAGGUAUGGUCGAUGUCCUCCUUCGUCAUCAGAAAGAAACCGGAAAUAGUUUGUUGACUGACAACCACAUCAAGGGCACAUUACAAGAAAUGAUUGCUGCUGGAGUGAUGACUACAAGAGGAGCCCUGUAUUCUUUUUUCCUUAUCACCCUUCAUCACCCCGUGGUGAUGGCAGCCAUUCAGAACGAGAUUCAGGCUGUGGUAGGCGAGAGUCGCUUCCCAAAACUAGAGGACAGUUCCCAAAUGCCGUACACCAAUGCCGCUAUAUUAGAAUUGCUGAGGUAUAUCUCGCACGUGCCGGUCGGACUUCCGCACCGGACGACAGACGACGUCAUUUUCCACGGUUACGUCAUACCAAAACACACAACGGUAUUCUGCAAUUUGUGGUAUUUUCACCAUGACGAGAAGGUUUGGGAUAACCCGUGGGAGUUCAAACCUCAAAGAUUUCUGGACGCUGACGGUAAUCUUGUCCCGGCUAACCACCCUAAGAGGAAAAACCUGAUGCCUUUUGGGAAUGGACGACGGUCGUGUGUUGGUGAAUCGUUCGCAAAGUCUCGGCUAUUUCUCUACAUCACGACCUUACUCCAGAAAUUCCAUAUCACGCGAGAUCCCGAGAGACCUCCGCGUUCAUGUGACCCUAGGACUUACAGGCCGGGUAUUGUUCUGUCUCCGUACGAGUAUUGCGUGAAAGUUGUUCCCCGACAUUGACAGGGCAGUGGUGACAGUGUGAUACUUGACAACUGAUCAUACUUAUCACCGGUGAAAUCUGGCUACUUGUCAGUUUAUCUCACGUAAGGGACUAGUUCCAGCUGUUCAUGUGAAUGCCCAGAAAGCUGCAACGUACAUGUACACAUCUCCAAAACCCCAUGGUUUAAGGGAGAAAAAAAACACAAAAGCGAUGCUAGAGAUAAAAGAUUAUGAAAACUUUUCUGCAAAUAUGGCCUUUAGCACUUUCUCCGAUUUUUUCUUUUUUUUCGAAGAGAGUGUUUGAAAAUAUUAUGGAUGGUAGAUAUAUGGGGCCACCUUUUGGUACAUAUUGUCGCUGCAUACUAAUGUUAUAAUAUAUUCCAAGAUGUGGUCCCAAAAACGCACCAUGCAAAAAUCAUUUUUCAAGUGUCAUUUUCUCUUUAAAGAAAUGGAAAUAGACCAUAUUUACAACUAACUUUGGUGGUGCUUGGAAAGGUACUUUCAUGAGUACUUUUAUUUAUAAUUUACAGUACAUGGGAAGGUCUGCAGCAACCUGCGGAUGGUCGUGGAUUUCCCCCGGGCUCUGCCAGGUUUUCACCCACCAUAAAAAAAAAAAAAAAUAUCAUUUACAAUUUAAAGUGCGGCAGUGUUCCGGCACUUAAUUGUUCAUUCUGUUAUCUGAAAAUAUUUUCUGCUUUGUAUUUGUUGUAUUUUUUCAAAGUUUAAUAAAGGU
This is a messenger RNA of Liolophura sinensis, 2292 nucleotides long. Its product is annotated as cytochrome P450 2C31-like. The coding region runs from base 90 to 1580 and encodes 496 amino acids. NCBI's taxonomy places the organism in Eukaryota, Metazoa, Mollusca, Polyplacophora, Chitonida, Chitonidae. Gene Ontology annotation, molecular function: iron ion binding; heme binding; steroid 17-alpha-monooxygenase activity. The record is from RefSeq and is a predicted model, not a curated record. The transcript is spliced from 7 exons. Gene Ontology annotation, biological process: hormone biosynthetic process; progesterone metabolic process.